AUGUUCAAAGAAUUCGUGAUUCUAUUUUCCUUAUUUCUGCUCACUGAUGCGUUAGGGGGCAUCGUCGGAAGUAAACAGACGGUCACUGUUGUUGGUAAAUUGGUGUGUAAUGGACAACCGGCCAAAGAUGUCAGAAUCAAGUUGUUCGAGGAUGGAACUAUUUACGAUACCAAACUGGAUUCGGUAAAGACUAUUGCUGAUGGAACAUUUAAGGUACAAGGAUCCCAGAACAAAAUCCGCAAAAUCGACCCCAAAAUCAAUAUCUACCAUAGAUGCAAUCACUCUGGACUAUGCCCAAAGAAAGUGACCAUCCAUGUACCAAAUAAUGCCGUCGGGAAAGGAUCAAAGGAAGCUCAACUUUUUGAUAUUGGAACUUUGAACUUGGCCAACAGAUACCCAGGAGAGGGAACUGAUUGCAUUCAUUAA
Caenorhabditis remanei is the source of this 426-nucleotide messenger RNA. RefSeq lists its product as uncharacterized. The coding region runs from base 1 to 426 and encodes 141 amino acids. Gene Ontology annotation, cellular component: cell surface. The record is from RefSeq and is a predicted model, not a curated record. NCBI's taxonomy places the organism in Eukaryota, Metazoa, Nematoda, Chromadorea, Rhabditida, Rhabditidae. The transcript has 3 exons.